Messenger RNA from Solea solea (common sole), 4859 nucleotides. It is a transcript of the gene lrch3, whose product is annotated as leucine-rich repeats and calponin homology (CH) domain containing 3. The record is from RefSeq and is a predicted model, not a curated record. Gene Ontology annotation, molecular function: protein binding. Lineage: Eukaryota; Metazoa; Chordata; Actinopteri; Pleuronectiformes; Soleidae. Bases 46 to 2268 code for a protein of 740 amino acids. The transcript is spliced from 21 exons.
GGAGAGUUAGCCGUUAGCACGGAACGCUAACAGCCGGAGAGUGUAAUGGCGGCCUCGGUGUUGUUGGGGUCUGCGGACAACACCGGAAUUACCUUUACGGUGGGAGGCGGCAGCAGCGGGAAUGUUUUGAAUAAUCAUGGACUAGGGCCAGCGGGGCCGGCACCCUGGAACCGCUCCUUGGACCGGGCACUGGACGAAGCCUCGGCUACAGGGUUUCUGAACCUCAGCGGCAGGAAGCUGAAGGAGUUCCCCCGGAGCGCCGCCAACCACGACCUGACGGACACCACCAGGGCCGAUCUCUCCCGUAACCGUCUGCCUGAGCUUCCUGCGGACGUUUGUCUCUUUGUGUCUCUGGAGAGUCUGAACCUGUAUCAGAACUGUCUGAGGUCACUGCCAGAGAGUCUGCUGAACCUGCAGAGUCUGACCUACCUGAACCUCAGUCGGAACCAGCUUUCUGUCCUGCCUGUUGUCCUCUGCAGUCUUCCUCUGAAGGUUUUGAUCGCCUGCAACAACAAACUGGUUUCUCUCCCAGAAGAAGUGGGACAGCUGAGAAACCUUACUGAGCUGGACGUGAGCUGUAAUGAGCUCCAGACGUUACCAUCUCAGGUGGGUCAGCUGGAGGCUCUGAGGGACCUGAACAUUAGAAGAAACCACCUGGUCACACUGCCACCAGAGCUUGCUGACCUCCCUCUGGUGCGUCUUGACUUCUCCUGUAAUAAAGUGACCUCCAUUCCCGUCUGUUACCGAAGACUCACACAGCUCCACACGAUCGUUCUCGACAACAACCCUCUGCAGACACCACCUGCACAGAUCUGUAUUAAAGGAAAAGUCCACAUAUUUAAGUAUCUGAACCUGGAGGCCAGUAAAACGACCCCUGACCUCCCAGACUACGACAGACGACCUCUGCCCUUCAGCUCCUGUGUUGACGAACUGUAUCCUGGACGUCCAUACGGGGCACUGGAUUCAGGCUUCAACAGUGUCGACAGUGGAGACAAGAGGUGGUCGGGGAAUGAGCCCACAGAGGAGCUGUUGGAGCUGCCACAGAGAGUAGCGGAAAUCAGCAGAGAGCAGAGACAGAGAGCAACAGGAGGCGGUGCUUCGCUGCUGUCCAAUGGAACAUAUGUGGAGCUGGAGCAGAUCGACUUCAUCGACAGCUGUGUAGAGGAGGAGGAGGAGGGGGGGAGGAGUCAGCGAGGAGGAGGAGGCGGCGGUGGUGGCGGCGGCGGCAGUGACAGUACCAGCCUAAGUUCUCAGUUCAUGGCUUACAUCGAGAGACGAAUCACCAGAGAGGGUUCACCAGUCAAAACCAAUGCGUCCAGGACGGAGGACACAAGAAGGCAAAACAGAAGUCUGGUCGAUGGCGUCACUGUGCCCUCCACCUCUCAAAACCAGAGAGGACUAGGACCAGGGGGUGUGGAGAGGAUGAGGAGGGAGGCUCAGCUUGCCGCUAUCAGGUACGACGAGGAGAGACAGAAGACCCGAUCUGUUCCCAGUAACACCAAGCAUAAAGCAGCUCAGAGUCCAACAAAGUCCAUUCCAGACAGUGAGACCCUCUACCCCUCCAGACGCUCCACCCACACAGAUGACUCCGCCCUCUUCAUGUGUGUGACUGCAGCGUCUGUGGACUCUUGCUCCUAUGAUGCUGAUAGCUCCUCCACCUCACUGCUGCAGGGUGAGGACAGAGCAACCCUGUCUUCUACAGCCAAUCAGUCGCCUUCUUACCCCAGCUCAGUGGGCGGGUCCUCCUGCCGGACAGCCAAUCUAAGACCAGAGAGCUUCCUGUUUCGUCUCGGCCAGAAAGAAGAGAAGAGAAAAGGAGAUGCUGGUGCCGCUUCACCAGCCAACCCUCAGAACCAGGAGGAGCCGCCUGCCGCACCUGUUUUGGUUGGUGAAGAUGCUGAGCUGGUGGAGCAGCUCAGGAAGAACAUCGAGGCUCGUCUCAAAGUGUCGUUGCCAAGUGACCUGGGUGCUGCUCUGACAGACGGGGUGGUGCUGUGUCACCUGGCCAAUCAUGUGAGACCACGGUCUGUCCCCAGCAUCCAUGUCCCCUCCCCUGCUGUGCCUAAACUCACCAUGGCCAAAUGUCGGCGGAAUGUAGAGAACUUCCUGGAGGCAUGUCGCAGGAUCGGAGUCCCACAGACUCAGUUGUGUCUUCCUCUACACAUUCUGGAAGAACAAGGGCUCCCCCAGGUGGCUGGGACUGUCAGGGCUCUGCUUGAACUUGCACCACCCCGACAUCCUGUCACCACAACAACUACAACAUCAUGAAUUACACCUGGAACGUCUGUCACCGUGUAGACAACGCUACAUCACCAUCACAAUCAUCACAGCCCAGGCUUAGUCAACCUCAGGAAACUAUGACCGUGAGAAGCUGUGUCUGAUGGAGACUUGAACAGAGCUGAACGACUGCAACAAAGGUUUUAAGAGAAAAAAAACUGAGUUUGGAAUGAGUUACAGUCGAAGACUAAAAUGACAACAGGAGAAACCUGGCAACAUAUUAAUGUGUUCAUAAAACCAUGGCAGCUGCCAUGGACCACAUUUUUUUACACAAUUUGUUUUAAAUUGAAUGUUUACACAGAUGAUUAUUUAAUGCUAACUGGGUUAAAAUGAAUCAUUCACUUGUAAUAUACUAUUUUCCAGUUGUACUCGUAGGUCGUUAUGUCCUAAAAAGAUCCCCUAGGUUCACAGUUCAAGGCUUCUUCUGGCAUCAGUAGCGCAAAAGCUGAAUUUUUUACAGUUUUUUUUAUUAUUAUGGACUUGUUAAUCUUGCCAGAGAGUACUGCAAUACUUGCAUGAACUACUAAAUAAACUGACUUAAGUUCUGUGGAAACAGGAAAGCACCAAAUUUAGGAUUGAUAUUCCCAGUUCCGACUUUAAAAUAAUUCGUUAAGAACGCACUUUAAAACCACACUUUCUUUUUUUUUUUAAUAUUUGCUCUUAUGUGAUUAGCUGAGCUACCACCAGUAUAGAUCAUCUCUAUCAGACUUUCAUGACCAUGUUAUUUAACAUUUAUAUUCAUGGUUCCGUAAAAAGUGUAAUGGUUAUAACAUAAAGAAGCUAAGACGCUAAGAAGUUAUUUGUUUUUAAAAAAAAAUAAAUAAAAACCACCAGACUCUUAAAACUAGUUUGCACAUUAAGCUAAUGUUUCUUAUUGAUAACGGUCCCCGAUUUAGCUGUUUAUUUAAAAAUAAACACUACUAUAGCUUGCUGCUAAUCUUAGCCAACACUGUUGUAGUUGGUUUGAAAUGGGCACUGACACUGCUAAAUAAUAUGUAUCUGCCCAUAUUUAGCUAACACAGCUAAGUAACAUUUAUUUACUGUUAUUUAGCUGUGCUGCUAAGUAACGUUUCUCUACUUUUAUUUGGCGAACAUGGCUAAAUGACUCAAUAACACUAACAUCUACUGUUUUAGGGCUCCGAAAGCAUUAGCAAAUUAUCUUACAAGAAUAAAUGCUAAAAAAUAGUUGGUAUAACGCAGUAGUUAUUUACAAAUGCUGGUGGUUGAGAGGUUACUCUAAUGUACAGGUGUGAAAAUGUGUUUGUCAAAUUAAAGGUGGCUGUAGCAUUUGCAAUUAGCCAACAUUAAAGUAAUUAACAGAGGUGUGAAGCAAGCCAAAGUUAGCAACCAUUUGUAAUCUUCAGCUCUGUUUUCGGUCUCCAUCAGUAGAAGGUUGAUCUGAUGACGACCUCAUCCUCUCCGUUUGUUGUUGUUUACCUGGUACAGCUGUGAUGCAGGUAAACAGGUGUUUGCAGCUCGGUGAGUCUGUUGCCUCCUGAUUGAUCAGCCACAAAUGAUCAAAAUAUUUAUUGAAUAUUGAUCAGCUCCAGCUCAGGUAGUUCACAAUGUGGCCAAAGUAUGCGGACAGCCCAGUUUAUGUAUGUUAUUAAUAAUAAUAAUAAUAAUAAAAAAAAACAUUUUAUUUAUAAACAUGAAAUACAACGUUCUAGAAUGAAGAGGAAAAUAUGCAAAAAGUAAAUAACUUAUUGUGUUUAUUUUUAAAGUUAAAAUAUUUUUUUUUAUUUUCCAGAAAGUUAUAUAAAAACUUCCUGAGCUGUGAUUGGAGGAGGUCAGUCAGGUGACAACAGCUCCACAUGUUUGUGUUGCAUGCUGGGACGUUUUCACUAUGAUCAUGUGACUUGACACUAACACACUGUGGACUGUGCAGUCUGCAGUCACAAAUAUAUUCUGUAAAUAUACUCAUACAUACAUUUAUAUAUGUGUGUGUGUUGACAUGACAACACACAUCAAGAACAUGGACACAGAUGCAGUUGUUUUUUUCAAAAGACUGAGGACUUUCUCCUUUGGUUCAAACGGUCAACUGCGACCUAACCUCCAGUGAUGUCAUCACAUACCAGGGUUCACCUGAGGUCAAGAUGGAGUCAUGUGACCAAUGUUACCUUUUGGCGUCCAUACAUCCCUUGCUGCACUUGGGUGCUGAAAGUUUUCCCUCUGGAAUAGAAAAACUUUGUUCUGGUUUCACCUGAAUGCAGUCACACCCAUCAGUCUUCAGCCUCCAACACUAAGCCAUGCCAAGGACUGAACAGUGGUUGUGAUUGAUUGGUGUGCUGUCCAAUCUGGUGUCUCUGUGUCUUGAGUGGACAGAUGGCUCAGCUCAGACUUUUUGGUUCCUGUUUGUACAGUUUCAUAUGUUAUUUCUCCCCAGUUGGCAUGUAUCUCCUGCAGUGGUGACAGGUUAUGUGGGAGCGUGCUGUUGUGCUUUUAAAAAGGACAUUCCACCGUUUUUGGAAGGAGGACACCCAUUUGUAUUUUUGCCUACAAACUGUAUAAAGAUUUGAACAUUUGAACACAGUCGUAUGAAGAGUUGACUUUAAGUGCUUUAAAUAAAUAUUUUAAUUUGA